Hemibagrus wyckioides is the source of this 570-nucleotide messenger RNA. RefSeq names its product signal peptidase complex subunit 1 (gene spcs1). Gene Ontology annotation, biological process: protein targeting to ER. The transcript is spliced from 4 exons. Bases 123 to 428 code for a protein of 101 amino acids. Gene Ontology annotation, cellular component: endoplasmic reticulum membrane; signal peptidase complex. Lineage: Eukaryota; Metazoa; Chordata; Actinopteri; Siluriformes; Bagridae. The record is from RefSeq and is a predicted model, not a curated record.
CACUCUCACUCGGGCCCUUCUCAAAUCUACGUACGCCUUUUUUGUAACCGGAAAUCCUACCUUCGUUUAUCAAUCUGUUUAAUAGACUUCUUCUUUCUUUCUUUCUUUUUUCCUAUUUCAAAAUGUUUUCCAUGUUCAAUUCUAUCCCGACUCACAUGGAUUACAAAGGUCAGAAACUUGCAGAGCAGAUUUUCCAAGGCGUCAUCCUGGUCUCAGCUGUCAUCGGAUUCAUUUAUGGUCUUAUUAUCGAGCAGUUUGGUUGGACUGUUUAUAUAAUGUUAGCCGGAUUUGCCCUCUCCUGUUUGCUCACACUGCCUCCAUGGCCCAUGUACAGACAAAACCCUCUCACGUGGCAGCCACUCAUCCCAGAGACACCCGAGGUCCGUGAAAAACCUCAGGAGAACUUAAAGAAGAAAAAACACAAGUAGAACCGUUCCGGCUGCGGGGCGACGCGCCUGUGCACUGGUGGACUUGCGGAAAGAGCGAACGACGGACGGCUUCAGCGACACAUUCGUUUGUUUUCAUGUAAAAUUCCACACGUGCUUAAUAAAGAGGAUUAUUUGUAUUAUA